AUGGGAAGGCGCUGCUCCCUCCCUAGCUGGCAGCAGGAGGGGGCUCCCAGCCGCUACAACCCCGACAGAGAAAAUGCCCGAACCCCAGCCCUGCUGUCUGGGCCUGGGGGCGCGGUGAGGAGGGGCGACGGCGGCUCAGCCCACCUGAAGCGCUCUCACCCAGAGUUCGAGGUGUUCCGGCCCGGGCGACUCUCGGCAACUCACACGCGCCGCCUCCACUCCAGCCGCGACUCCGGCCCCCGCUCCGGCUGCGGCCGCACCUGCUCCCGUCUCGCUGGUGGCGGCGGCGGCGGCGGCGGCCGCGGGCUCCAGACCCGGGCCAUCGCUCCAGCCCCAACUCACUUCCCCUUUGGCAGCGACCGCCGGCGCCGCCUGCCAGCAUUACGGGACCCCUUGGGCCACGAGGGUUUUCUGGUCAUCCAGGGUUUCCAGGGGCAGCUGGUAUUCCUGGGAGAGCUGAUUCUGCUCCAGGAAAACCAGGGAACCAGGGACCACCUGGGUUGCCUGGAGCGCCAGGGCUGCCAGGACCUGCAGGAUCAGAUGACCUACUCCUCCAAGCAAAACUUCCUCCUGUUCUGGGGAGCAGAGGAGAGUGGGACCUAUGCUUGCUCUUCCCAUUCCCUUCUGUUGUUUAUUCUUGGCGAGGUCUACAAGGAAUGUAAGUGUGAGGAUGAGGGCCGUGUGGCUGUGGAGCCAGGAUCCGGCAGAUGGGGAGUCUGGACAAGGUGGUGUCCCUACUCCCACCCAGUCUGGUUGGGACAAUUCCUUGGCUUCCUGAACAUCUAUGACCCUGACUACCCCAAAGCUGUGUACAGUCGAGGAGACCCUAAGGCCCCGGAUGUGUUUGACUUCUUCCUCCAGUGGAUUGGGAAAGGCUUCCUGCUCCUCCAGGGGCCCAAGUGGUUUCAGCAUCACAAGCUGCUCACACCUGGCUUCCCCUAUGACGUGCUGAAGCCCUACGUGGCCGUGUUCGCCGAGUCCACACGUGCCAUGCUGGACAAGUGGGAGGAAAAGUCUUGUGAGCAUAAGAGCUUUGACAUCUACGACGUGGGCCACAUGGCACUAGACUCGCUCAUGAAGUGCACCUUUGGCAGAGGAAAGAGCAGCCUGGGCCACAGGGACAGGAGCUACUGCCUGGCGGUCAGUGAUCUCUCGUUGCUGAUGCAGCAGCACUUCGAGUCCUUCCAGUACCACAAAGACUGCAUCUACUGGCUCACCCCGCAGGGCCGUCACUUCCUGCAGGCCUGCCAGGUGGCCCACGACCACACAGACCAGGUCAUCAGGGCCCGGGUGAGUGCACAGUCGCUCGAUGAAGACGGGAUCGAGCUGUCAGAUGCAGACCUCUGGGCUGAGGUGGACACGUUCAUGUUUGAAGUCCAUGACACCACCACCAGUGGCGUGUCCUGGUUUGUCUACUGCAUGGCCCCGUACCCCAAGCGCCAGCAUCAUUGUCGGGAGGAGGUGCGAGAGAUUCUUGGGGACCGGGACUCCAUCCACUGCGAUGAUCUGAGGAAGAUGACCUACCUGACCAUGUGCCUCAAGGAGAGCUUCCGCCUCUACCCCCCUGUGCCCCUGGUGUACCUCCAGCUCAGCAAGCCCGACUUUGUGGAUGGUCGCUCUCUACCUGCAGGGAGCCUGAUUUCUCUGCACACCUCUGCCCACUGGAGGAAUAGUGCAGUGUGGCUCAACCCUGAGGUCUUCGACCCCCUGCCCUUUUCCACGGAGAAUGCGGUUGUUUUUGCCUUCAUUCUGUUCUCUGCUGGGCCCAGGAACUGCCUUGCACAGCAGUUUGCCAUGAACAAGAUGAAUGUGGUCACAGCCCUCUGCUUGCUCUGUUUUGAGUUUGCCCUGGGCCCCUCAAGGCCACCCAUCCGGAUACUGCUCUCCAAGAAUGGCAUCCACCUCUACCUGAAGCCACUGGGCCCCGGCUCUGGGAAGUAG
This is a messenger RNA of Kogia breviceps (pygmy sperm whale), 1941 nucleotides long. It is a transcript of the gene CYP4B1, whose product is annotated as cytochrome P450 family 4 subfamily B member 1. Gene Ontology annotation, molecular function: oxidoreductase activity, acting on paired donors, with incorporation or reduction of molecular oxygen; monooxygenase activity; iron ion binding. NCBI's taxonomy places the organism in Eukaryota, Metazoa, Chordata, Mammalia, Artiodactyla, Physeteridae. The record is from RefSeq and is a predicted model, not a curated record.